Homarus americanus (American lobster) is the source of this 12872-nucleotide messenger RNA. RefSeq names its product mucin-17-like. The coding region runs from base 154 to 5271 and encodes 1705 amino acids. Gene Ontology annotation, molecular function: nucleic acid binding; zinc ion binding. NCBI's taxonomy places the organism in Eukaryota, Metazoa, Arthropoda, Malacostraca, Decapoda, Nephropidae. The transcript is spliced from 10 exons. The record is from RefSeq and is a predicted model, not a curated record.
CAAUCAGCAUUGUUGGAACAUUUUCAUUUGGGUGCAAAUGGCGACUUAUAUAUUAAGAUGAAGUUUGUCACUGUGGAAAUUUUCGUAAGAUUGCUGGAGUGUGAGGCGUGCCAGACAGCAAAGUGAGACACGCGGAGUGAGUUUCUUGCCAUAAUGGUGUGUAAGGAUGAGGUGUGUUUGUGGUUUAAGGACAAUGAGCCACACCGCCGCCUCGAGUUGCUGUGUGGCCUGCUAAACAUGUGUUUACCAAUGGAGCUAAGGUUUAUUAGCACAUGUGUAGAAGACCUCGGCAAGAGGGAUUUCUAUGACCUCAGGGAAGCAGAAUACAAGGCCAACAACAUACAGGAAAUAACCCGGUUAUCCAAUUUGUUAGACGAAAGGACGCGUAGCAAUGUGAUAGUGUAUGUUGCCUUGCUAAGCUCCAGGAAUCAUACGUGUUCCACUCUACUGUACCAGAUCCUGGCCGAGGCUCAACAAACGCCCCUACCCACUGAUGUCAACUAUAUCAAGGAGAUGCUGCUGAUAUACACCAUGGUCCUGCAUCACCCAGCCUUUACGUUUGAGCAGAAGAGAGUCAUAGCAGACCUUCACUCCAGGACUUGCAGAGCAGAGACCCAACUGUGCCAGCAGCGGAGCUCAGAAACCGAGCUCAUGGAUGCUCUCUCUCAGACUUGUAGUCCUGUUGCUGAGAGUUGCAGUCUCUGCAUUAAAACAAAGAUGCCAGUAAAGGGCUGUGACAGUGGUUUGAGUGUGGGCACAGAACCAGAGGGAGAUGCUCUCUUAGACGGCUGUGGACUCCUGCCUACCCCUGGCUCGCAGCUUCACCACCAUUACCAUCACCAUUCCCACAGUUUACCAUCAGCGACUAAUAGUAAGUGGAGCGGCACUUGCAUAGGAGGUGGGGGGGAGAACCAUGAAUACAGUACUGGUGGCCAUGGUGUGUCUCAGACAACAGGAGACAGUGGAGGAAGUCAGGAUGCUUGUAGCAGUGGUAGUGGUGAAUCUAGUGAAUUGUACAAUGAGAGUGGAACCGUGUCUACAACAUAUAUCUAUAACUCCAGCAUAUUUGAUCAGCAAGGUCUAGCAGUUGCACUGACAAUGGCACCAAGCUACCCAUGUAAUCACCCUGGUAACUUCCACUACUACCAAUACCCUCAGAUGGUGGGAACUGUGCCUGGCUGUGUGCCAAGUGGGAAAAGAUCAAAUUCUGAGGGCUCAAGCAGUGAGGAAGGAGGUGGUUUAGCUACUCAUAAUGGACCACCAGCUUCCAAUUCUCCUCUAAGCUCCCCACAGUCCUCCCCUUAUGUCUCCCCUCUACAGUCACUUAGUCCUAGUCGUGCCUCAUCUCCAUUAUCUCGACCUACCACAACUACUACAACCACAACCACCACAACAGCAGCUAAUCUUCCACUCACCAUUACAUCCUCAACCACAACAGCAUCUGCCUGUGUCAUAUCAACUCAUUCAAGCCCUCAACUUGCCCAUAAGCAUUCUGUUACUACUCAGACUGUUACAGCAACUACUCAAGCUGGUAUCAGUCAUACUAGUACACACCCUGGGACCACUUCAUCAGGACAGACCCAUCGGGGGAAACCACCAUCUUCUGGCGGUCGGUCCCAGAGACAAUCAGACCGGUCAGGAUCACGGACUAGAUUACCGGGAGGUUCAGCAGGUGAUGUUGAAGCAACUGUUGGGAAUCACAACAGUCCAUCAGGAGCUCGUGGUGUGAUCCAAACUUCUCUCUCUUUUUCCAACACUACUAAUCACACAAAGAGUUCUCGAUGGCCUGGAAAUUGUCCAGCAAUUGCUUCAUCUACUUCUUCUUCAUCCAGCUGUGCAGCUCCUACAGGUAGCAUCAAAAAUGUCACCAGACAAAACAGUCAGAGUCCCAGCCCGAUGUCAGGCACAACCACUACCUGUAGAAUUGGAGUGACGGCAACUGUCACUGCAAGUUCUUCCGCAUGUAAAACUACCAGUAUCAGUAGCCACGUGGUUAGUGGAUCAUCGUCCUCCACCCCCAUAUCUUUAAGUGCCACCCAAACUACUAGAAACACAUCUCCAUUAGUCGUCCAGGGAGGGAAUCAAGAGAAGAGCGUCCAUGUUAGUAGCAAUUCAGGGAUCAGACCACCAUCGUCCACAGGAGGUUCCAUUUCCACAAACCAGCCCACUUUGGAGAAGCCUGCUGUGAACAAUAACAAUUGCCUCAACCUGGAAUUUGUGAAAAAUGAAAGAUUGAACAAAUAUUAUCAGCAGCUUGCGGAUUAUCCUAUUGAUACGUUAAAAAAAAUGAGUGACCGAGAACUUAUAGAUAUGGUGGGCCUGACCAAGGGUGCUCUCACCAAGCUUCGUCGAGUUUUGGCUGGAAUAGAGUCUCCUGCCCCCCACAUCCCUAAUGGCUUCACUAAUCCUUCAUCCAUUGCUUUGCACCCUCGUUCUACACCUCACCCCCAUCAUACCUCAUACAAUCCAUCUCACAAUUCCAUUCAUAAUCAUUCUGUUGCAGCUACUGCUGCUCACACCUCCCUUAACUCACAGUCAACAGUACAUAAUUCUUUACACAGUACAAUGCCAAGCCAUUCAUUGUCAAGCACAUCAAGCGACACACUUAAUACACACUCUUAUUGUCAGACCUCAACUAGUAACACUCAGACAUCUUCCCAAAAUGCAUUACAAAACACUGUGUCAGAAACAAUAAAUACCUGUAGUAAUAAUAAAACCAGCCAGGGUUCUUUGAAUUCUCCAACACCACCAGUAUCAUCCCAUAAAGGAGCUUGUCCUCAAUCAUCAUGCAUCACUGGUAACUCUCCCACUACCACCACAUGUUCUACCCAGACUGUGUCAUCAACCACUUCUGCAGCUACACCUACCAUCACCACCUCCAGCUCUACUUCCACCUCUAUUUCCUCAUCCUCCCUCUCUUCCUCUUCCUUAUCAGGAUCCCCUGCCUCUUUAAAAAUCUCCUCUUCUUCAUCCCCCUCCUCCUCUUCUACCUCCUCCUCCUCUUCUUCUUCCUCUUCCCCCUCCUCUAAUAAUAAUAAAUCUGCUAACACUAUAUCUCCCAGCACAGCUAUAGUGGUGACCACUUCCAGGAGUGUUGUACUGACAACAACGACCACUGCUAACAUUGUUGCCACAACGCAUGUUACUCAGUGCCACUCAAUCACACAUUCACAUAGUCCAAAAGGGGCACCAGUGAUAAUGCAGCAGCCACCUUGUAUUUCUUCUGCAAUUGUUGUCGGUACUUCACCAGCUAAUUCCAUUAGCAUUCAGGGAGCCCAUUCUACUUGCAUCUCUUCUUCUACUACCUCGACUUCUUCCGGCAGUGUCCCUGCUUCUGUUUCUCCUAUUACUCCUGUUCCUCAUUAUAUGACCACUCCUCCACCACCCAUCCACCACAAGACUCCACCACCAUCUGCUGGUUCUGCUAAUAUCCUUGGCCAGCACCACAUAGCCACGCAGCUGCCUCCAGGCCAACAUAGAACUCCUCCGCCUCCACUGUGCCCCCCUCCACGUACACCAUCACGGGAGCCACCCACUCCAAGCACAAGCACUGGGCUCACAAUGAGUAAUGGAGUUCAGCAGGUGUACUACACAUGCAACAAUGGGCAUGGUGGUAAAAGCAAUCCUGGUGUGAGUAGCAGUAAUAUGGGUGUUCCAGCCUCAGCACCCUUAAACAUGACAGGUUACACGGCUCCAGUUGGAAUGACUCUGCCGCAACCAUCUCCUGUAGGUAGUGUUGCCAUGCCUAUAUACACCUCAGCAGGUAACAUGCCAGUUUACACAUCAUCUGGUAGCAUAGGUGUUCCUCCACCAGGGAAUGGAGGGUUGGUACCCAUGGUGCCUCCAGGAGGUCAGUUCCCUCCCGCAUACUUAUAUUCUCCAUUAGGAGCACCUGGAGGUACGCACACUUAUGUACCACCUGGAUAUGCUGCACAGCAUCCCCAUCGGUCCUUUUUUCUGCCACACAUACCACCAAUUGGUCCCAUGGCUCAUUUAAAAGCCACACCACAUCACCAUGGAACAACUAUAAACUCUGGUUAUGGCAGCAGAGGAGGAAGCAGUAGCAGCAGCUGUAGCAGUAGUAGUGGAAGUACACGAGGUUUUCACAAAGGAAACCCAAGAGGACACGGCCAUAUGAAGAAUUGUUCACGGUCUUCAGAUUCAUCACCUUCCUCAUCACAGUAUUCAUCUCCGCCUCAGACACCUAGUCCUGAUCACACAAGAGACAACCAUACAGAUAAAAGAGGGAAAACUCAAGUGGACGGAGUGGAUAUAUGUGAAAAUGGGGACUCGUUAGGUUUGUUGGGAUCGGGUGCUAGUGAGGGGGGGACUCCGCCCCCUUUACACCACCCUCCGAAUCCAAUCCUGCUGCCUCCACAGGCAAACUUAACAAGACAUCGUCUUAUGCCUUACCAUCACCUUGGCUAUGUUAAUUUCCACCAAGGAAUGAUUAGGUACCCAAGUUUACCUUUGCAAACUCAAACACCAGUGGUGGCACCCAGAAAUCCUGUGCCCCUGAAUAGUGACAAGACAAGUCGUGAAACCACACCACCUGCUCCAGGAGCAGUCCCAUUAGUACAACAAGACCCUCAAUGUUGUAUGCGCUCACCAUCUGAAGGCAGCAUGAUUCCCAGCACCUUGACCGGAAAUAAUCUUGGGCGAAAUGGUGGGUCUCCCCACACAGCAGCCUCCCAUCCAGAUGGCCCUCACCCUCCUGGAGCCCACACUCCCGUCCCUAGUGUGGCUUCGGCUCCAACUGCUCAGGUACCUCCUGGCAACUCUUGCUCUGGGGUUCCACACAGCAGUGUACAGUACAAUCCUCCUGGGUACCCUGUGGUCAUGAGUGCACCAAUGUUUCCACAAUUUCCAGGGUUUAUGCCAGCACACAGUUCUGCCCUGUCUAAUGGUUUUGUUUCUUCUCCUUUGCCCCCAAACUUUGCAUUUCCUGCAAUGGGUAAUGGAUUAAAUGCAGCAGAAUUUGUGUAUAGUAGUCAGUAUCCUGUUUUAGGCGGCACCACCCAGGGUGGAGGUGGCCCAGGCACUGCAUGUGGCACCCCAACUGGUAUUGGACCACCCUCCACUCCUGGCCCAGGACUUGCAGCAGGACUGCCCUAUACUCACUACCCUCCCACCAUGCCCCACACGCCCAAUCCGUCCGCUGGUGCCAAGAAGUCUUGCUACAACUGUGGGCAGGUAGGUCACCAUGGUGCUGAGUGUAAAGAGGCAAAUAUUGAAGAGAUGUGCAACGUACCAAAGACUGUCAGGUCUUGAGUACAAAAAUUUUGUGGUGCAAUAAUACAUAUAACCACUUCUUUUGGCAGCAUUUUAGAACAGGUACUCACACCAAAAUAGACAUAGCUGUUGUCUUGUGAGAGUUGAAGAUAUGUUGAUGGUUGUUUACAUUUGCAAUGGUGAGCAUUUUAUUAGUAAAGAGUAGUUAACAAUGACUGUUGAGUCCAGGAAUUAGAGUAUCAACUGUUCUUCAAAAGAAACAUUUUCCAGAUGAAUAUAUUUAUUGUUUCUUGUAAUGGGGCAAGAUGUUGGAAGGCUUGAUGUGACUGAAUGAGUUUGAACACUGAAUGUGAUGUUUAUAUUAAAGAAGAGUUUUGUUUUAUCAGUAAAGUAUUAGAAAACUAUUCAAGCAUUUCUUACAGGUACAGUACACUUAAUUUGUGAUAGUAGAAAUGUAACUGUGUGAGUAUUCAAGAGGCCAAAGAAGAGUUUUUGGUGAGGCCAGUGAUUCAUGACAUAAAGCAAUUGGGCUUUGGCUCAGCAUAACAUAGGAUGGUGCUAAAGGGAGGGUCAAGAGGUCUUGGCACUUCGCUAGUGGAAAAGGGAACAAGGGAUGCAAACGUUUUCUUUAUUGGGGGGUGUAACUACCAGUAGGUUUCUUUUUGUAUGAAUGGAUUUGCAAGGUGUAAAGAUCCCUUAUACCUCCUUUUAGACAAAUCUUGUGCAUUCCAGUGAUAGGUAUUACAGAACUUUAGGUGGAUAAACCCCUGAGUUUUAUGUUAUAUUUACAGUUUAUACUGUAUAAGAUAAUAGAGGAUUUGCAUUUACCAAGAUUCUAAAAUAAUUAUUACUGAAAUUCUAGUGAUUCCUGGACCUGUAUAUAUUUUUGUGUUGCAGGAAUUCAUGUAAUUUAUAAACCAGUUAAUCAAAAGUACCCCAUAUCAAGUAGGCAGUGCCAGGGACCUAUCUCAAUUAUUAUCAGCCAGCCCAUUGAAUUCUAUUUGUUCAUUCAUUUUUAAUAAUAUUUUGUGUGUUUCCUAAAUAGUCCCAAGGAGGAAGUGAGAAGUGAAUAUGUAAUGUCAUUCUAUAAUAAAGGUAUAUCAUUUAAGAUUGAAAGGAAUGACAGAAAACUAUAUUAGGAAAUAAUUAUUGAAAUUGUGCAAUUAAACCUGCACAGGGUGAUGAUUCUUUGGAGAGGUCAUUUUCUGUUGUAAGAGAAGUUACGCCCUGCAAUAAGGCACUCCUGUAAGGUCAGCUGAGAUUAUAUGCAAAGUCAAGGGAUAAAAAAUUUCCCUGACAUUUUAUGAAACAGGGUCCAGAUGUUUGAGCUCACAUUACCUGAUGUUAAUGUUAUGCGAGGCCAUAAUAUUUUCUAAGUCACAUAGUACCCAGUCAUUAUUUACUUAUAUUAGUUUCCUGUGGUGCUUUUUUUUUGUUAAGUCAGUCAUGCUAAGACUGGUUAAGGAUACAUAGCUUUUCAAGACUAAGGCUGCUGUAAUAUGUUGCAAAGUGUUUAACUUCAGCAUCACAGCUAUGAUGUGUGUAGUUCUUGUUUACAGCAGGUAUGUAAGGUUUAGAACAUCUACAACCUGUUCUUUAAAUCUGUAUAUUUUGAAAUGGUUAGAUUUGAGAAGUUUAUGAGGAAUUUAACAUUCUGUUUAGCAAAUUGGCACAAAAUUGGAAUUUUUGGUUGAUGUAGGUUGAUGAGUAGUGGCUUUGUAUUGAAAGAAUAGUGAAAAUGUUGUCUUGGAUCUACUGUAUAGGAGAGUUGUAUUUCAUUGAAUAUUGGAAUAUGAGCAUAUAAUUAUACAAUAAUGGCAGGGUACUCACUUGUUAUUUAAGCAUUGGUAUGAAGGUACCAGUAUAGUUUUAUUGUUGAUAUUAUUCAGUAAUAUUAACAUUGAAAAUUAAAAAAAAAAUUGAAUUUAUAUUUUUCAUCAUUUCACUCAUUAACCCUAUGGGCAAUAGUGGCAUGAAGUUAGGAAACCAGGCAAACUUAAUGGCAAAUCACAGAGAAGUUCACAAUACACAUAUGAAUAGCAUGAUAAACCUAAUUCACAAUGAAGAUGGAAACAGGAACCGAGUUUUCAACUAUAUUUCAAAUUCAUCUUCAGGGAUGUCCUAAUAUGCAAUCAAGAACUCAGUUUUCUGUACAACAUUCAUCUUCUUUGAGAAUUUUAUUUAUUAAUGGCCAAUUUAUAGUUUAGUGCUUAUCUUGUGUGGCCAACUCUGAAACACUCUACAUGUUGGGUAUGAAUUGCACACUCCCAUAAAUGCUUCAGCCCAGUGAUUCACCUUUGACCUCUAUGUAUCCCAAUGUGUAUAAUGAAUUUACAUCAUAAUUGUAUAAAUGCAUGCUGAAAUUGUAUGUUCUAUUCUGAUGAUAUUGUCUUUGACAGUCUUAACUCACCCAAUUGCUAUGGCUCCUUCCAAUUUAUGGUAACCUCUGCUCUGUAGAAGCAGCAGCUUCAUGGAAUUGAACAUCAUUCUUUGAGAGAAUGAAGGUUUUGCCAGGUUAUUUGUUAGGAUUUUGGUUAUACUGUGUCUUUGUAAGGCUUCUCAGUUCUGGUUGCAUUCACAACAAUGGUUGGAAUAUUUUAUAAAUUAUGAUUUACAUUUGGGACACACUAACUAAGUCCAUGAUGGUUUAUGCUUUUCCAAAAUAAAAAAUAGGUAUUAGAAAUAUUGCCCCCAACUGAGCAUAUCUCGACGAGUCCUGCAAAUACUCGUGUCCAUUUAUAACGUGUUUUAUACCAAAAUUACACAUACAUGUGCACAGUAGACCUUAACUGUACAUGUUAAAAUAUACUUGUGUACAGAUGGUGGAAAUCUUGAAAAUUCUAGAGAAAACACAUUUCUAGAGAUUUUAUGUUGUGUAAAACCUCCAGUUUUACGUUCUUUUACUAGUUAAUGAUCCAAAUUAGAAAGUCAUUUAAGAACUUUUAAGUUUGCCUUUGGGGACUCCUCGAGAUCCUGUUUAAUAGGCUUCCGUAAGGCCAUAACUUUUUGACAUAUCAAUGGGUCCUCAAGAGAUCAGUUAAUGGUCACACUUCCUGUUGAUCGUAUUGUAAGAUGUAAUCAGAUUGGAGUUAAGCAAAAUAUAUUUAAUGGUGCAAGUGGCGAUAAUGAAAUGAAGAAAGAGAACCAUUUUAUGCAGUAGCCAUAGAAUUUAAUACAAAUGAAAAUUUCCUCAAUUUCUUCAUUGUGCCUGUAUUUAUAUUUACGGUAUGUUGUGUCUAAUGUAUCUUACUUUGUGAAUGCUUAUCUCUCUCUUGAUACCUGUAUCUUGCCUCACUUUCAAAAUGUUCCUUGUCUAUCUGAAUACAUGGAAGUUCUCAAGGUGAAUGUGUUUUCUUUCUCUCAAAAUACUUGUACCUCUGUCCUCUUUGUGUUUGCCUUUGGUUUCCCAAUUCUGCUGUAUGAAGGCCUGUGAGUAAGGUGAAAUGUGUGAGAGCAAAAUCAUUGAAUAGUUCAGUCUUAAUAUAUUACCUUUUUUGUAGUUACAGUAUUUUUGUUUUGCGAGUGUGCGUUUAAGAAUAGUGAGUGAAAUGCACUAUUCAUUGGUUUUCCUCUAAACAAAAUUAAGUUGCACAUGAAGAAAUAUGGAAGUUUGGAUUUGGUCAUGUUAUUUAAACCUUUAACAUGGAUAUUGUUGAAUUUUAUUUCUGUGUUGACCAGUAAAUAAUGUAAUGUGAUUCAAAGCCAUACAGACUUUUAUUUCCAAAUAUUUUCAAGGAAUUUUUGUUUGCCAUCUUACAAGAGUUGUGAAAGGGGCACUAAUUAAAUAAUUUCUCCCUGUCCAGUUUUUUUUUUUCGUAACAGUAGAUCUGAAACUAGACAAUAUAUGAAGCAUAAAAAGUGAUCCUUUCAAUUGGUUAAUAUAUAUAUACAGUAUAUAUAUAUAUAUAUAUAUAUAUAUAUAUAUAUAUAUAUAUAUAUAUAUAUAUAUAUAUAUAUAUAUAUAUAUAUAUAUAUAUAUAUAUACACACGAGUACUUGUCACUAAUAGUGGUGUUUUUUGGUCAUUACAGUAAUUUUAUGAUGGUUUCAAAGUGAAAAUUCACAUCAUGUAGUAUUAAAUGUGGAAAUCACCAAUAUCCAGUCAGAGAGACAGCUUAGAAGGUAAUGUGGUAAACCACUUAUUUAACUUGUUUGAACUCCAACUAGGAUUGCUGAUACUGGACACUUUCAUGUAACAUUUAUAUUUUACACCUUUUAUAUAGAUUGCCAUACCGUUAAAUGUUUGAAGGCUGAAUUGAAUAUGUUUGUUGACAUGUUAAUGUCUUUUAAAAAUAUUUUCUCCCUAAGUUAAUAAGUGAAUGACUGUAUGUAUCUCAGAUAAAUUCAGGUGUUCAUUCAAUAUUGUCAUAUAUCUUUCAAUGCAAUACUGAUCUGACUAAAUGACCAGUAUAGUUAUAUGAUGUAUUAGUAGGAGCAGCAUAUGCAGUGCAUACCCAAGGUUUCCUGAGUUACGGUACUGUGUAAAUCAUGUGAAUGUUAGUAAAUAUUUAUAUACGUAUAUGUAUAUGAAGCUAUGGCAGCUGAUCUCUUAAUAAUAAUGACCAAAGUUAUAUAAUUUAUGUGAUGGGUAAGCAUGAAUGUGGGUUUGCUGAAGUUUUGGAGAUUCAGUUUGCCAACAGAGCUAUAAGAUUUAUUAAGUUUUCAUUUAGGAAGCAAUAAGGCUGUAUUAACCAAAUUUUAUCUAAAAAAAAUAUAAGGGGUUGUUUUUAUUUCUGCCUUAUAGAUGGUAGUGGUUAACAAAGGAUUAAUAAAAUAUUGAAUUUUAAUAUUUCUUGGAAUUUUAAAUGAAAUUCCCUUAGAGUCCUAUACUUUAUUAUUAUACAUUGCAAGCCUAUGUUUUCCUGUGUGCCAUUCCAUAAAAUCUGAUGAGCAGCAACAGUUAUUUCUUUAUCUGCAGGAAAUGGUAACCUUCACAGAUAGUGAAGUUUGUUGGUGAAUUACCAUAAGUCUUAUUCCUUAGAUGCAGCUGUUGUGGUAGGGCUCCAGUCCUCAGCCUUCCCCUUUUUAAUGUAACUUAAAUAUGGUUGUUAAUAAGCAUUUAGUAUAUUGUUUUUUCUUGAUGCAAUACUAUUUCUAAGGGUUUUUGCAGUUACAGUGAGGAUUUAUUUGAUAUUUUCUGCCAUAUUACGUAGCCAUUAUUCAGGUUAUAUAUUUUAUGAGAUUGUUUUAUUUUAUAGAAUUUAUGCUUGUGUAUUACUUCUGUUCUUCACCAAAAUGUUUGUGCUCAAGCUUUAGAUAUGCUAAGUUAGUGUAACAAAUAUUUUUGUGAUACCAGUUGGGUUUUUGAAGCCUUUUUUUGGUAAUGGUUCAUUACCCUUGUGUAUCACCAGUUAAGCCACAUAUUUUUUGUAAGAAAUCUAAUAACUACUCUCAUUUGUUACUUUCUGCUGCUCUUUGUAUCCUUCACAAGUGCUCUGGCUAUGCAAGAAAUACUCAUGAAUAACUUAACCAACUCAAAGUUGGUCACAAGUUUUAUUACUCAAAUAAAGAUGGGCGGGCAAGUAAUCUAUUGAUUGUACAGAAGUAAUGUAAAAAAAAAAAAAAAAAUUCUGACUGACAGCAGACAGUAGUGAGAGGUUUAGUAUUUUCUUGUAUCUUUAUGAAAAUGUUUGUAAUGGCAGUGUUGUUUUAGCAGAGAUAUGAUUUGCAGAUAUCAAAUGCAUCAAAUUCUCUUUUCAAAGUAAAUGAGUCAUUCCUUUUAGCAGCAACUAUAUGUUAUUAUGAACUGUGUGUAAUUUAUAUAUUUUCCUACAUACCUGUUCACACACACAUGCACACAUGCACACACAGUGUACCAUGUGGUUCAUGGACACCCAGAAAAAUUAAGUGGUUAGUAUUUGUUGGUAGCUAAAUCAUGAUACAUUUUAUCUGUAGUGAUUUUGUCAACAUGUUAGUUUGAAAUAUGUUGAAUAUGCAUUGUUAUUGCAAGAUCUUGAAUAAUGCUGUAAUAUAUUUCAUGUUUGUAACAUUAUCUGACAAAUAUGUACUGAAUCAAAAAAUAUAUUUUUUCUUUAUGACAAGAAAAUCUACACUAUGUGACAAUAUAUGUGUUUGUACUAAAGUAUGUGUAUGUGCCUUCUAGUAAAUUGUGUGCUUGCAGGUGAAUGGGCAGUGUAGAUUUGGGUGUGAAUGCAUGCAUGUGUGUGUGUGUGAAUAGGGACAGUAGGCAUACUCUUUUGUUCAUACACAAAACAUGCAGUAUGCAUUCACAUGCACACACAUACAUACACAAGAAAAUACCACUGAAGUUUAUAUUUGGGAUUGGAAUUAUACUGAAGUUACAUGGACCCUGGGCCAUAAUCCUUGUAUUCCAGUUGAUCUUGAAUAGUAAAGCAUGGUAAGGUGAGGGAUUGUGCAUCACGUUCCAGCGCUUGCCAAGGUCUUUGUCCACUUUAUAAUGAAUGUAGUGUCAAAGUCUCACAAAAAUUGCUUACAGUACCCCUGCUGUCCAGUUUAGUCACAACUAGUCAUGUGGUAGUGGGCAAUUAAUGGGAUUUUUUUUUUCAUGGGGAUAAACAAAUAAUGAAACAGGCAGAUCCUUGUAUUAACUUGCUAUUUUAUGAAAAGUUUUGUAGUGUGAAGGUCCAAGGUGUCACCAGUAUAUAAUGUGUAUUUUAAACAAAUUUAGAAUAUCUACUUUUUUGUAUUACAAGAAAACUGAAAUUCUCGAGCAAAGAAGUACAGGUCCUCAAACACGGCUUAUUAGAGAGAGGCACUUUUCCAGUAUUUAUUGUAAGCAUUGACAUUAAAUAUGGAGGCAAUGUUAUUAGACUGGUAAACUAUGAAUAUUUUUAAAAUUGCACAAAACUUUAGAACUGUAGCUGAAAACUUGGGAGAUAAAAUGAGUUAUUGUCCUUCCCCCCCCCUAACAAAAAAGAGCAAAUUGCCCCAGGGUAUACUUUUCACUUUAAGUAAUGCAUGGGGGUGGGGGGGGGGUGUAUCUUUAGACAUGUCAUGAUAAUGGAAUCUCUGAAAAGUCCUGGAUUAGUGGGAAUCAACCUCAAUUUUUUAACUGGUAAUAAUAGUUCAUAUUGUAGUGAAUUGUUUUUAUUUUGAUGCAGAACAGAAUUAAUAAUUUCAGUAUUAUUACAACUUCAAAAUAAGACACCCAGUACAGUAUGAGCAAAUACUGAGAAAUUUGUUUUCACAUAUGGCAAUCAUACAUUUAUCUAUGAAAGGUUUAGUAAUUUUGUUUUGAGUUAAAAAAAAGUUUAAAGGUCCUUAGGAGUGUUCUUGCCAUAGAUAUGCUGUUGGAAAAGGACUGAUUAUUUUUUUAGUCGUACAGUAUGUCAUAACACUUGUUUGUGAUGCAGCAUCCAAAAUGGCAGUUAUUAAGCUGAUAUUAGUGUAGCAAACCAAGUGAUACUUAAAAGCUGUGUGAGACAUGCAAUGCUGAUGUUCCUUGGCUGACAUUUGGUGCAAAUGUUUUCUGCUGUGGAGGGUUGGUAUCUUUUGUACAUUUGUAUAUAUAUGAAAACUGUUGCUAUGUUUUCUUGUCAACAUGAAAGUCACAAAGUUUGAGGUAUAUUUCUAGUAGAAAAUUUAUUGUAAAUAUUUUAUGCAAAUAUGCGUCGUCUUCAGUCAUGAAACAUUGGUAAAAAAUAAAGGUGUUACCGUACA